GCGUGGAGAUGAUCGCGUCUGGUCUGCACUCGGCAACUUCACUGUAGCAUCAGCCGGAGCGGAAUGUACAAUGCAGGUGUGGUCCGGCCUCACUGAGAGCGAACAAGUUGGGCAAGACGUGCCGUGAAAAGGAAACGAUUUCAGAUCCCGGCUCCCGGAUCCAGGGCUCCAGGCUCCAGGAUUUUGGGGCGCCGUUCACCGCUAAGGAGUGCAGCAGUUCUCCAAGGUACACAGUGGAGAGUGCACACUGUCCAGCCGCGUCACCGCCUGGUCUAGAAGCAUGGAAUGGAAAAGUAGUGGAUACAGCCUGGUCCAUAACAGGAAAAGGCCAUUCCACCAUUGAGCACAUGUACUGUUGCGGGAAAGCAGCAUCCAUCAUCCAAGACUGCCACCAUCCAGGCCAUGCUCUCUGCUCGCUGCUGCCAUCAGGGAAGGAGGUACAAAAGUCUUAGGUCCCACACCACCAGGUUCAGGAACAGCUAUUGAAUCAGAGGGGAUAACUUCACUCAGCUACAAUCAGCCCAACAUUGAAAUGAUUCCACAAUCUUUAAGGACUCUACAACUCAUCUUCUCAAUAUAUGUGGUUUAUUUAAUGAGAAUCAGAAUCAGGUUUAUAUCAUCAGCAUAUGUCAGGAGAUCUAUUGUCUUUGUGGCAGCAGUACAACACAAAACAUAAUAAAAUCUGUGAAGUACACAGGUGGGAACUUCUGACAGUAGCAAUGCCAGAUUGAAAAUGUCUAUGAACACAUCCGCCAGUUGGCUGGUACAGGUUUCAGAGCCAUACCAGGUUCCAUCUAGAUUCUCCUGAGCACAAGCUACUGCUUUAAAUAGGUGUUCUGCUGCUCUGGAAAUUUCCGCUACUGCACUGAGCUGGAUGAGUCAGAACAUCUUCUGUCACAACAUCUCAAAGGCACAAGCAGUUUCUCCAUCGCUGCUUUUGUGGGAAAUCAUUCUGGGCAUUAAAAGUAAAUCAGAAAGGAGGAGCCUGCUAGCCAAUACAGGCUAUUUACUCCACAAAUUUCAGAACUCAAGCACUUUCAAAUCCAUUCAUUUCAGGAGCUUCUAGCAACAGAAAUCUCUGGAAUCCAUUGACUCACCAUCUCUGCGAGACACUAGUUUUAGAAUUUGCGAAAUUCAGGAACCAGGACUCCAAAAUCCAUUAAGGACCACAUGGACAAGUUAACUACAGAAUUCACCACUUUCUGGGAUCCAUGAACCUCAGAAAUUAUUAACUCCACAGUGUAUCAAAGGCAUUAGCCACCAAGUGCAAUAUUGACUAGUUCCAGGACUAUUAAGCUCUCUAACUCCAGGUCUAACAGUCUUCAAGAUCCAUUUAUUCCAAAACCUACAAACUGUGAGAUCCAGAAGCCAUUGAGUCCAGGUUGUGUUGACUCAUGAAGCCAAAAAAAUCCAGGAACCACUGAGACCCAGAUUUACUCACACCCCCAGACCUCAGGAUCUACAGACACUUGGAUCCUCAAUCUCCAGGAUCCACCAUCUACAAGAUUCACCAACUCUGGGAUCUACCAGCUGUGGGUCCACAUAUUGCAAGUAUUCUCAAACUUAGUCACUACAUCCAACAUCUGUAGCUACAGGUUUCAAAAACUCUUGCAAUGACUCAAUAAUGACUCCAUAAACUAUAACAUCCACUAACUUUGGGUUGUACAAACCAGAAUCUGCUACUUACUUCAUUGAGUCGCAGCAGUAACGAGCAGAAGUCAUCAACAUUGGCAGCCAGAGUUGAUUUUUAUCUCUGGUAUCAUUUAACUGCAGUAAGUACUGACACUCCAGCUCCAGGAACCACUAACGAGAUAUUCUAAAACAAAGAUGCAGAACAAAACGACCAGAACAAAAAGUUACAAGUUUCACUAAUUAUAAGGACUAUGAAGCACAGGAUCUGCUAACUUGAGGAUUGGCUAAGACCCACCACUGGGUUCAAUUUGUGUUACUGGCUGUGUGUUCUCCCCGUGACUGCAUGCAUUUCCUCCGGGUGCUCCAGUUUUCUCCCACGUUCUAAAGACGUACGGUUUAGUCAGUUAAUUGGUCACUUGAGUGUACGCUCAUUAGGCCAGGAGGACCUGUUACUGUGCUGUAUCUCGAAAACAAGACGCACAAACUCACAAUUGUGAGAUCUACUAUAAUACAUGUUGUACUGUUUAAACCAUUAGCUGCAGAAUGCAUUAGUUCCAGGAUCCACCUACCAAAAUAUCCAGGAUCCACUAUUCCCUUAAAAGUUGGGAUCAAUGCAAUCCCCUGACUCCACUGUCCAACAACAGCAAGACUGAAUGAAUCUAGAAUCCACAGGCUCACCUCCCACUAGGAAUUCAGGUAAUUAUUGUUGAGAUAUAAAAUAUCCCAGCAAUCCCAAUCACCAGGAGAAUUAAAACACAACUUUUAAAUUCAGCAUUGAUUCCCAGCUCCCCAUUCAGAGAAACGUGAGGCCCUCCAGCAACAUGACGGUGGCCCAGGGGGACAAUGUGGACGAGUUGGCAGCUCUCCCGGUCCAGAACCAGGACUUGUAUGGACUGGAGCAAAAUCACGAAUGCUGUGAGAGGGUUGUGAUCAACAUCUCAGGCCUACGGUUCGAGACUCAGCUGAGGACUUUGGCCCAGUUCCCCGAUACCCUGCUUGGGGACCCCAAGAAGAGGAUGGGCUACUUUGAUCCCCUGAGGAAUGAGUACUUCUUCGACAGGAACCGGCCGAGUUUCGAUGCCAUUCUGUACUACUACCAGUCGGGGGGGAGGCUGCGCAGACCCGUCAACGUGCCCCUAGACAUCUUUGCGGAGGAGAUACGAUUCUACGAGCUCGGAGAGGAGGCCAUGGAGAUGUUCCGGGAGGAUGAAGGCUUCAUCAAGGAAGAGGAGCGGCCCUUACCGGAGAAUGAGUUCCAACGGCAGAUCUGGCUGCUCUUCGAGUACCCCGAGAGCUCAGGCCCGGCCCGAGUCAUUGCCAUCAUGUCCGUCAUGGUCAUCCUCAUCUCCAUUGUCAGCUUCUGCCUGGAGACACUCCCUGUCUUCAGGGACGAGAAGGAAAACCCAGCCGGGGGUCAGCCUCAUUAUAGCAAUGAGACGACUCCCUAUCACGCCCCGAGCUUUGCUGACCCCUUCUUCAUUGUCGAGACCCUCUGCAUCAUCUGGUUCUCAUUUGAGUUUCUUGUCCGGCUGUUCGCCUGCCCGAGCAAGCCCACCUUCUUCAGGAACAUCAUGAACAUCAUUGACAUCGUGGCCAUCACACCCUACUUCAUCACACUGGGGACUGAGUUGGCCGCACAGCAACAACAGCAGCAGCAGGCAGGCAAUGGGCAACAGCAGGGGCAGCAGGCCAUGUCUCUGGCCAUUCUGAGGGUCAUCCGUCUGGUCCGAGUCUUCCGCAUAUUCAAGCUGUCCAGGCACUCCAAGGGCCUGCAGAUCCUCGGGCAGACACUGAAGGCCAGUAUGAGGGAGCUGGGCCUCCUCAUCUUCUUCCUCUUCAUCGGCGUCAUCCUCUUCUCCAGCGCUGUCUACUUUGCCGAGGCCGAUGAGGCCAGCUCCUUCUUCGACAGCAUCCCCGAUGCCUUCUGGUGGGCCGUGGUAUCCAUGACCACGGUGGGCUAUGGGGACAUGUACCCCGUCACCAUCGGUGGCAAGAUGGUGGGUUCCCUCUGCGCCAUCGCCGGUGUGCUGACUAUUGCGCUACCCGUACCCGUCAUCGUCUCCAACUUCAACUACUUCUACCACCGGGAGACAGAAAACGAGGAGCAGGCACAGUACUUACACGUGAAGAGCUGCCCCACCAUCCCGUCCGUCACUGACCUGAAGAGGAGCAACAGCACGUCAAGCAUCUGCAAGUCAGAAUACAACCAGGAGGGGGUGCCGUGCACCCGACAACCCCCCGACCACAACCUCCACAAUGACAAUUGCACUUUAUCCAACCCCAACUAUGUCAACAUCACCAAGAUGCGGAGCGACGUGUGAGCAGGUCACAGACUUUGGCCCCACCUCCUCUCUUUAGUUUACAGCUUGCUUUGCGUGUCCGUCCAUGUGGCUCCUAGUACUUGUUUUAGAGUAUUAAACAUUCACAUGGUAACUAUGUCCCUUCAAACCCUUCCCGACACAUUCCAUCGCCCUCCACUCGGGGAAAUAUACUAUUAACUUUAGAGAAAGCCAAAAAAAAUAGAAGAAUCCUGCAUGUGACAACUAUAAUGAGUAACAAAACUCGAGAGUACCGACGAAAUCCUUUACUGGAAUGGCCUAGUUCAACUUAUUUAUCUAAAUACCACAUCUACACAAUGGAUAAUUUAAUCUGCCUGCCUGCUAUUACAUUCAAUCACUAAAGUUAAAACACA
Hypanus sabinus (Atlantic stingray) is the source of this 4324-nucleotide messenger RNA. Its product is annotated as potassium voltage-gated channel subfamily A member 2-like. Lineage: Eukaryota; Metazoa; Chordata; Chondrichthyes; Myliobatiformes; Dasyatidae. The transcript has 5 exons. Bases 2454 to 3953 code for a protein of 499 amino acids. The record is from RefSeq and is a predicted model, not a curated record. Gene Ontology annotation, molecular function: delayed rectifier potassium channel activity; protein binding. Gene Ontology annotation, biological process: potassium ion transmembrane transport; protein homooligomerization. Gene Ontology annotation, cellular component: dendrite; juxtaparanode region of axon; membrane.